UCUCCUUUCAGUCCGCGAAGCGAAUUGACUUGUGCUUGUGCGAAUUGCGUCUACGUUUUGUAAAAUAUUUCGUUACCGUAAUCGUGUUUACCCCUGGUGUUUUAUUGUACCGUUUUAUGGAUUACAUUAGUUAAUUUGUCGUGUAAAACAUUGUGACUUUAUUGCUACCAAAAUGAUAAUUUUAAAAAUGUGGAUGGAUUUAUCGUGUUAUGGUUAUUGUUUGUGUGAUAAGUGUACUUUCAUAGUAUUUGUUAAAAAUUAUGUUAUCCUUCAUUAUGAGAACUAACAUCCGUUUACUGUUUAAAUAAUAAUUAAGGUUUAACAAUAAUAAGCGAGGGCAUCAUGAACAUCAUAUUGCUGGCGUUUACAUGUGGUCUUUUGGGAUCAUUAUCAGGACAGGACAGUCCAAGUAAAUAUGACAUAUUUGAUUUCACAAAUUACACAGUCAACAUGAAAGUAAAACAGGAGCCACACUUCUAUAAUACGUCGAUCAGAGACUACAAGGCAGCAGUGGGUCAACCUGCGUACUUACAUUGCUUUGUGAAAAAUUUGGGCGAUCGAGAAGUAUCAUGGAUACGCAAGAGGGAUCUUCAUAUUUUAGCUGUGGGAGUCCACGCUUACAGUAGAGACCCACGUUUCGCGGCGAUACACACGGAAGGCUCCGACGACUGGGUCCUGCGCGUAGCUAACGUUCAACUCAGAGACACGGGAGCUUACGAGUGUCAAGUAUCAACUGAACCUAAAAUGGGAAUUACCUUCUGGCUCACAGUAGAAGUGUCUAAAGCAGAAAUCACGACGGGAACAGAGGUACUUGUUCGCUCCGGCUCUGAUAUCAACCUCACGUGUCGAGUAGCGAACGUCGCUGAACCACCCAGCUUUAUCUACUGGUACCGUGAUACGAACAUGAUCAACUACGCGCUGCGCGGCGGCGUCAGCGUUGAAACCGAUCAACAUUUACGCACCAGCCGUUUGCUCGUCGCGAGAGCCACCACGAAAGAUUCUGGCAACUACACCUGCGUUCCUAGUAACUCAGACACGGCGUCAAUAAUGGUGCACGUCGUGAACAGCGAACGUCCUCAAGCGAUGCAAAGCGGCUCCUCAUCCACAUCGGCUUCGUUACUAACCAUAAUUAUCAUAACGAUUGUCGUUAAAAAUAAUCGAUUCCUAUCGAUUUUAAUACAACUUAUUAUACUCAUAAAGUUCAUUUAUUUCGCAUUAAAAAUAAAUUCAAAUUCAAUAUCAAUCAAUAAACGUAUUUUAGGUAAUUCUACAGAUAUAAUUAUGACAAUGUAAAUAAAAUCCCAAAGGAAACUUGUUUCGGAACUGAUUAAUUAUUAUUUAAGUGACAAAUAACGAUUAGUUUUAUAAGAUUCAAAUUCUUAUAAUAAAAUAAGAAUACAAUAAGUAACUAUUAAUUGAUUUUAGUUAUAAAGUCUUAUUUUUGAGGCUCAGUAUAUCAUCAAGGGGUAGUCUGUGGUUGCCAUCACCAAGCUGCAGGAUCGAAAGGUUCCAGUGAGAGAUGACCUUUACAUACAGAAUGUGUAUUUAUAAAAUGCAUACCUUAUGCUUAUUACAUUAGGUGUAAAAUUUGUACAUAGUUAAUUCGUAAAUAUUAAAUAAAAUAUAAUUUAGUCGUCUUUCUAGUCUGCAUAUUAUGCAAUCAAUUGUAAAACAAAAUUGGUGCUUUUGGUUGUAAAAAUUGUAAUGAAUAUAUUAAUCAAAUUAAACUAAAAAAUGUCAAACGCUCAAAACUUCUAAAUUUGAUUGUCACUUGUUCAAAAAUAAUGUAAGAAUUUUGAUCCCAUCAAUUUUCUCUCAAAUUACAAUAACAUUGUUUA
Papilio polytes (common Mormon) is the source of this 1838-nucleotide messenger RNA. RefSeq names its product protein amalgam-like. Gene Ontology annotation, cellular component: neuron projection membrane. Lineage: Eukaryota; Metazoa; Arthropoda; Insecta; Lepidoptera; Papilionidae. Gene Ontology annotation, biological process: synapse organization. Bases 343 to 1293 code for a protein of 316 amino acids. The transcript is spliced from 7 exons. The record is from RefSeq and is a predicted model, not a curated record.